Cercospora beticola is the source of this 1676-nucleotide messenger RNA. RefSeq lists its product as uncharacterized. The record is from RefSeq and is a predicted model, not a curated record. Lineage: Eukaryota; Fungi; Ascomycota; Dothideomycetes; Mycosphaerellales; Mycosphaerellaceae.
ACGCCGCUCGUUCCCUCUCUCCGCUCCGCCCUCUUCCUCUUCGCCGCCAGUCCAUCCGAGUACACAUGUGAUCGCGACACCAUCGCUGGCCGAUACCUCGCGACGCACCUGCCGCUGAACGAUCCCCGACGCGCCAAGCCUGCGACCGCGACGCGACACGGACGACACGCCGCCGUAUUCAGGACCGAGCACGAGGCGAAGCAGCAUGGACGUCCAGGCAAGAGACAUUGCGGACAGUGUCGCCAGCGUCAAAAACACCUUGUCCAGUUGGGACGGGUGCAUGUCCAAGGCCUACUGCAAGUGGCCCGUCAUCAUCGGCAUCGUUGUCGGCGGCCUCAUCGUCCUCUCUAUUGUUCUAUGCAUUGCGCGAUGUCUAUGCUGCGGCGUGGAGUGCUGCUGCGCAUGCUGCUCGUGCUUUAAUCGAUGUUGCCCAUCGCCCCGGGGGCGAGGAGAGAGAGGAUAUGAACAGGCGCCGCCAACACCGUAUCAGAAUCAGUAUCAGCCUCAUCCUCCCAUGCACAAUCCUUACUUCGCCAGCGGCGGCGCAGGCUAUCGAGGCAAUCCGAGUUUCGCGCAGACCGCUACCUUUGAAUCGUCCAGCCAGAAGGUCCACGAAGAUUCGCUACCUGAGAUGCCGAGCUGGAAGAACGCCAGCAGCCGGCGGAUUGAACAUCACGACGACGAUGUGGAAUUGGAAAAGAUGGAGAAGCCAGAGCCUCGAGUCGUAACAUCUCCCGUCAAGACUCAAGCUCAGACUGAGCGACUGUUGAACCAGAACCCCAGAUAUAAUACAGGGCAGGAGUCGCUGUCAACUUCCACCUUGGCCGGCUACCGCGGACAGGAGGUAGGUUCGACUGCGAGUUUGGGCUAUGAGGGUGGUAUUCAAGGGCAGUCGCAUCCACACGACUUCGUCUCGACUGGAGCCAUGGGAGCCAUGAGCGCCAGCCACGCAAACAUGCAUGCGCAACCAUAUCACGAUUACGAUCAGCAGCGUCAGCAGACUACAAGCCCAUAUAGCAGCCAGCGUGGUGCUGCAGGCUACUAUCCCGACGCUCGGGCACACGAAGACUCGCCUUAUGGCACACAGAACUCCUACAAUAAUGUUUCAGAGCCUUUCCAGGCCUCUGGCUAUGAUCGAAACCCAACCGCGCCGGCAGCGUACCAAAGCCCGCUCCAUACCGAACGGCAAGCAUCUCCAGUAUCCUACCCGCCUCAGGCGAACAAUUACUAUUCUCCAGCGCAGGCGCAGGCGCCUGGCUACUCGCAGUCUUAUACAUCGCCGACAAAUGAGUACCAUUCAGGAACUCAGGCGCAAACCGCUAGCUAUGCGCAACCCAAGCUUUAUGAGACCAACACAGCUCCGCCCUCGUAUAGGUCGGAAGUCGCUAGCCCCACGAGCCCUCCGGAUGCACUGACUCCUGGCGGAGGCAUUGGAAGAAAGCCCGUACAUGGCAAUUGGCGGGAGGUAUAGACGGGGAAUGUCGAGCUUCUCGAUGACAAACUAAAGCUUCAGAGCGGACUCAUACAAUCCUCCUGAUGCAUUGACGUGGGCCCAAGCAGCUUUGAGGAGCGGGACUUACGACUGUCUCUACUUCAGAUGCAACCGACUGGCUACGGUAUGAUUUAUCAUUGCCAGUGCUGUGCAAACAGCCUUUCCGUCAGCGAGUACUCCGGAA